Myzus persicae (green peach aphid) is the source of this 774-nucleotide messenger RNA. It is a transcript of the gene PDCD-5, whose product is annotated as programmed cell death protein 5. Gene Ontology annotation, molecular function: DNA binding. Gene Ontology annotation, cellular component: nucleus; cytosol. The record is from RefSeq and is a predicted model, not a curated record. Bases 307 to 711 code for a protein of 134 amino acids. Lineage: Eukaryota; Metazoa; Arthropoda; Insecta; Hemiptera; Aphididae. The transcript has 4 exons.
UUUGAUUUCGACGUCUUUCAAACCUAGAAAUUCGACCUGUACCGAUGUACCAUAUAUUUUCUAUGCCUGUACGCUAUACCUACGGUACUCUUAGUUCAGAUAUAAGAUUUUCGUUGCGUUAAAGCUUUUCGCUCAGCACAACUAACGUGCAAAUGCUUAUUCUCAAAUUAGACAAAUUUCUAUACUUCCCGUCAAAUCGACUGACCACGAAAAGGUAAAAUUUGAAGACUACCGCAUAUAGGUGCUCGAUCAAACGCGAUUGCUGCUGCUGAACGUUCAUCUGUCACCAGACACUCAACAGCCAAGAUGGACGAUUCUGAACUGGAAACCCUGCGCUCAAAGCGGAUGGCCCAGAUGCAGUCAGAACUCGGUGGAUCACAAAGUGAUAAUCCUGAAAAGCAAAAACAAGCAGAACAACAACGGCAGGCGGUUGAAGACAUGAAACACUCAAUUCUUACCCAAGUAUUAAACCAAGCUGCUAGAGCAAGACUGAACACUUUGAUGAUUGGUAAACCGGAAAAAGGACGUAUGGUAGAAAACAUGUUACUCAGAAUGGCUCAAUCUGGACAGAUUGUCAAUAAAUUAGGAGAAGAUGAACUAAUCGGUUUGUUAGAACAAGUUAACAGUCAAAUGCAGUCACAAGAACGUAAAACUACUGUCAAGUUUGAUCGAAGGAGAGCUGCUCUUGAUGAUUCUGAUUCUGAUUACUAAUAUUAAAAUAUUUUAAUUUUAAAACAUUACUCUAUAUUUAUAUAUAAUUUUGUACUAACGCGU